GGACCACUGGAUCAUCAACUGUGAUAAUCACUGAAGUACGAGGAACAACUGUGAUGCCACGCAGUGAGAUUACCACGUCUGGAGGCUCCACUGCCCUCCCAGGAGACCAAACGCCGGGCAGUGUGACAGGUGAACCUGGGGGAAAGCCACCUUCUUCUCCAUGGCAGAAUGAAUGGAAUGUCGGGGGAGGAGGCCUCGUGCUGGGAACUUUUCUGUGUGUAUUGCUCCUUAAUGAUGCAGACACACACUGGUGGCCCGGAAGAACUCAGACCCUUUGUGUUUCAGGCACGAGUGGAGUACCCCCUGGCACGACUGUUGCCCCUGGCAGCUCCAACACAGGAUGCCCAGCACCACUUCCACCUCCUCCAGUUUGCCAUGGUCCACUGGGAGAAGAGAAAUCUCCUGGAGACACAUGGACUGCCAAUUGCCACAAAUGCACCUGUACUGAUGCAAAUGCUGUGGACUGCAAAGCCAAGGAGUGCCCUUCUCCACCCACAUGCAAAACUGGAGAAAGGCUUAUAAAGUUCCAAUCUAAUGAUACCUGCUGUGAAAUUGGAUACUGUGAACCAAGAACAUGUUUAUUUAACAACAUCAACUAUGAGAUUGGUAGUUCAUUUGGUGACCCCAACAACACAUGUGUCUCCUACUCCUGCCAUGAUACUGGUUUCGUUGCAGUGGUCCAAGACUGCCCAAAGCAGACCUGGUGUGCAGAAGAAGACAGAGUCUAUGAUUCAAAAAAAUGUUGCUAUACAUGUAAUACUCAUUGCAGAUCUUCACCUGUGAAUGUGACUGUUAAGUACAAUGGUUGCAGGAAAAGGAUUGAGAUGGCAAGAUGCACAGGGGAAUGCAAAAACACCAUCAAGUACAAUUAUGACAUCUUUCAGUUGGAAAAUUCAUGCCUUUGCUGCAAAGAAGAAAACUACGAAUUCAGAGAUAUUGUUCUUGACUGUCCCAAUGGUAGUACAAUAAAUUACAGAUACAGGCACAUCACGACGUGUUCUUGCUUAGACCAGUGCCAACAAACUACGACUUCAAAGUCCACUUAACAGUUAAUAUUACCCUUUCAGUUGUAACAGGCAGGUAUUUAUUUUAUAAGUAAACAAAAUAUAUCACAAAAUUGUGAGAAUAAUGAAACAUUUGUAUCUCACUCAAAAAGUGAAUUCUCAUGAAGCAUUUUGUUCUUUUGU
Messenger RNA from Pteropus alecto (black flying fox), 1187 nucleotides. It is a transcript of the gene MUC19, whose product is annotated as mucin 19, oligomeric. Gene Ontology annotation, molecular function: protein binding. The transcript has 11 exons. The record is from RefSeq and is a predicted model, not a curated record. The annotation marks the transcript as partial. NCBI's taxonomy places the organism in Eukaryota, Metazoa, Chordata, Mammalia, Chiroptera, Pteropodidae.